AUGGGAGAGGACUUCCACGCGCACCAGGGUCGGUUUCCUCGCCUCCUGUCCGAUGACUACCGCAGGAGAGCCUUGUCCGGUGCUGCCAUCGGAAGCGAGCCACGCCAUCAAACCUUUGCAAGGGGAUCAGCGCUCAUGGAUGAUGUUGUUAUCAAGUCCAGGCCGCCCCUUCAUACUACCAUGAUCCCAGAGCCGCUCCCACAUCCACAGCUGCCAACUUGCCCUCCCACCCAGUAUAACUGGCAGGAUCCUAGAGGCAGGCAGGUCCCACACGGAUACCCUGUUUCCCAGAGUCAUCAGCGCUACUUGCCUGAUACCCAUGGCAACUACGCCUUGCACCCCGUCAACACCUACGCUCCCCACACUCCCAUAUCCGAUCCCCGUAAGCCUGAAUUCAGCUAUCAACCCGGGUAUGGCCCCGAGCACAGCUAUAACCCGAGGUCCAACGGAAACUUCGCCGGAGCGAGUUACCCAUAUCUUGCUUUUGAGAACAUCACAGCAACAAAAUCUUGGGGUCCUGGAUCAGGACCAGCACACAUCACGCCCCAGCGCCGUGUCACCGAAAGCUCAUCAAUCAGAGAAGAGCCUAGAAGAGAUUUUUGCAGCUCCCCUUAUUUUGGCAAUACUUCAGCUUCAAGCUCUCCCAGAACCCAUAAUGGACGCCAACACAGACGGUUACCGCUAAGCCGGCCAGCCAGCACGAGCACACAAAAUUCUACUCCUGUGAAGUCACGACGCUCAAAUAUGGGUGCGCGUCGCGACAUCCCCAGAACACCCAGUGUGCAAAAUGUACACCCAUCUCCCCUUGGUACCACAAGCUCGUCUUCCUAUCAUCGGUAUAGGGGAGAAGAACAGGGAAAUGGCCGCGGCGCAAGUAUUCCCAGAGCCAAGUACUCGAGUAGGGCUCCUCUAAAGGGCUUGAAGGAGUGUCCCGGCACGACUCCCGGCUCUCGAGAGAUGAGUUCACCUGUGAUCUCUCAUUCAAGCUCUCGGAGCAGUACAUCCAACUCGUUUUCUCAACGAGACACCUCUGAGACUACAUUACGCCUACCACGCACCUCAUUGUACGAUCGCAUUAGCAAGACUCAAGCAAUGAGCACCAGAUCAACCUUGCCCACGCCUGUCUUGAGUGACUCCGAUUCCGACUCAGAUGCUGAAGAGUCAAGCCUUGAGAAAAGACACCGCCUAGUUGGCUCCUCUUCAAUCAUAACUCCACAGAAAGAAUCGGCCCCAACCGUCAGUACUGAAGAAAACGAUCACGUCAUCUGUGCUAUAUCAGAGAGUCGCUCUGCGGAAGUGGUUGGCAUUGCCGUCAUCAAUAUCACUACGGGACAAGUGGAUUUAGCCAGAAUUCUGAACGAUGACAAGUACUUGUAUCAGCGUCUGGGAGACACAUUGUGGAAGAUGUCGUCAAAGCCGGAAAAGUUCCUUGUCGUCAACAGCGUCACCACCAAUAGCAGCAAGUCUUUACUCAUUUCUUGUCUGGAGCAAGACUUCCCAGCAGUCCCCAUAGUGCUUUGGGGAAGGGAACAUUGGAGUGAGGCAGAAGGGCUCAGGAUGAUUGAGCGUUUUGCACUUCGGGAUCAUGUGAUUGCUCUCAAGUCAGACCUUGAGAACAACUUCUACACUCCUUGUGCCUUUUCUGCUCCGAGUACAAACAAGGAAGAGGUUAUAGAACGGUAUGAAUCAGUUGAGGAGUUGUCUACUAACGAAGAACUUUUUCGUGAGUUGCGCAAAGCACUCGAAGAGCUUGUUCGAAUCGACUUUGAGCGCGUCAUCGUAUGGAUCAGCCAGGAACAACCCAACCCACGGCAGCCUCUGGAAGAAGGCGUUCCAGGAUGUACAAAUCAAGGCCUACUCCUACCAACCCACGCGGAGCUUACCAAAGCGGAACAGGAGUUGAACUCCAUACUCAUGCUGAAGAAGUAUCUUAGUGGCAUUGACGCAUUGCAUGGUAUACUUGAAGCAGCUGGGUGCAAAAGCCGUCUAUUGAGAUGGAUCAGGGAUAGGUUUGCACCAGAGCACACUGAGCCCGUUCAAAGGGCCAUGGAAGAGAUGAUAGAAGAUGAUGCUGCCUACAGCAAAAAGCCAAUAGAAUUGAGGAACAAUCGGAUGUGGGCCGUCAGAAGCAACCGGCGGUAUUGGCUCAGGUUUGAUUACUCGGAUGUCGAACGUGAAAUACAACCUCAAUCCGACGUUCAAAAGGGGAAUUCCGGCGAAGUCAGCCACUGGAAGCAGGUCUCGAUUGCCGGUCUCGAUAUGAUUAACGGCACUAGGGAUAAAAAGCAUUUCAAAUGCCAGACAACCGAGCUUCUCCAGAGGAGCAGGGCUAUUCAGCUCCAGGCAGAUAUUGCAACGAUGCAGAGCGAUAGAUUGGUUAUCGAGCUCAAAGGGAGACUUCAAGAGCAUUCGAGUCUCAUGUUCGAUAUCAGCGAUGCUAUUGCAUUGCUCGAUAUGCUUUGCUCAUUCACACAGGCUGCCACUACCCAGGACUACGUUCGACCCAUGAUCACUGAUAGCAUGGUUAUCAAACAGGCAAGGCAUCCAAUUGUCGAGGCACGGACAAACCACUAUGUUGCCAACGACGUGUAUUCUGGUGAUCAAUCCGGACGUUUCCAGGUGAUCACUGGCGGUAACAUGAGCGGCAAGAGCACGUUCAUCCGAUCAGUUGCCCUCAUUCAAAUCAUGGCACAGAUGGGAUCCUUUGUCCCUGCGCAAUUUGCGUCCAUUUCCAUCUGUGACAAAGUUUUUGCUAGAGUCUCCACGGACGAUGCGCCUGAGAAUAACCUGGGAACAUUUGGUGUGGAGAUGAGGGAGACGAAUGUCAUCUUGAGGCAAGCCACAGCACAAAGCAUGAUCAUCAUGGACGAGCUUGGCCGGGGAACUUCUCCAAAAGACGGUCAGGCUCUCGCCAUUGCUAUCAUCGAGAAGUUAAUCAAGAUGAAACCACGUGUCUUUUUUGCAACGCAUUUCACACGUAUUCGUCCCGUGCAGAAUGAGGACUACGGCAUCGAACUAGCGCGCUGCGUUCUUCCUGCAUCCAUAGUGGACAACGCUGAGGAGGUUCUGAAAGCCUUGCGUGAGGGUCAAAGGCCACCGCAGAGUGGAGAAAAGGGAAGGGAGGCUAGACAAAGGAAGCUCACGCUAGCUUUGCCUGUUGUUAUGAAACAAGCCCUCGACUCGACCAUGGACGAUGCCGCCUUGGGUUCGUACCUUCGGAGAUUGCAGACCGAGUUCACGCUUAGGUGGUUUGGUGUUGAGGAGGGAGAGGAAAACGAUGAGGCGGAAGAAGUUGAUGAGAAUGCUGGAGAGGUCGGUGAAGGCCGUCCUGAAGAAGCUGAUAAGGUUAUGGACGUUAGUCAAGGUGGACGAAAGCGGCCUGCUGCUGAGAAUGAUGGGGGCGAGGAAGGAGAAGGUGCUGGAGCCGAGAGUGAUGCAGAACGUGAAGGAAGACAGAAGCGGAGGAAGGAAGAUUAG
This is a messenger RNA of Neurospora tetrasperma FGSC 2508, 3477 nucleotides long. RefSeq lists its product as uncharacterized. Gene Ontology annotation, biological process: mismatch repair; reciprocal meiotic recombination. The transcript has 8 exons. The record is from RefSeq and is a predicted model, not a curated record. Lineage: Eukaryota; Fungi; Ascomycota; Sordariomycetes; Sordariales; Sordariaceae. Bases 1 to 3477 code for a protein of 1158 amino acids. Gene Ontology annotation, cellular component: nucleus. Gene Ontology annotation, molecular function: mismatched DNA binding; ATP-dependent DNA damage sensor activity; ATP binding.